AAUGGAAUGAGAGACUCCAUGAUGAAUAGGCCAUCGCCAUCAAUAUCAUCCCAUAUCCACAGCCAUAGCCAUAGCCAUAGCCAUUUACCAGAGUCAAGUUAACAAGUUUUUUUGGAAGUUUCAGACCCAAAAAUCAAAGCUUUAUUAUGCUUCAUCUUCUCCAACUAGUCCACUCCACACUCCAUCCACGUGGGCUACCACUGAGCUUCCCAUAAAAACUAUUAUUUUAUUUUCUUAUAUAUUAUUAUAAUUAUAUAUAUAAAUAAAGAAGAGGGGUCGAUUCGAUUCGAUUCAAAACAAAACUGUGUGUCUGUGUCUGGUCACUUUUUUUUUUUCUUUUGGGUUGAAAGAAAGUUGAGAAGAGAUGGAGAAGUAUGAGGUGGUGAAGGAUUUGGGAGCUGGGAACUUCGGAGUGGCUCGGCUGCUGAGGCACAAGGAGACUAAGGAGCUGGUGGCCAUGAAAUACAUAGAGCGAGGAGCGAAGAUAGAUGAGAAUGUGGCGAGAGAGAUCAUCAACCAUAGAUCGCUUAGGCACCCAAACAUCAUACGAUUCAAAGAGGUUGUUUUGACUCCGACCCAUCUCGCCAUUGUCAUGGAGUACGCCUCUGGUGGUGAGCUCUUUGAGCGUAUUUGCAAUGCUGGAAGAUUCAGUGAAGACGAGGCUAGAUAUUUCUUUCAGCAACUGAUCUCUGGAGUCAAUUAUUGCCAUUCUCUGCAAAUAUGCCAUAGAGAUCUCAAGCUGGAAAACACCCUUCUUGAUGGAAGCCCUGCUCCUCGUUUGAAAAUAUGUGAUUUUGGUUACUCUAAGUCAUCUCUGCUUCAUUCAAGACCAAAGUCAACAGUUGGAACUCCAGCGUAUAUUGCACCAGAGGUUCUUUCACGCCGAGAGUAUGAUGGAAAAUUGGCUGAUGUUUGGUCAUGUGGAGUGACUCUGUAUGUGAUGUUGGUUGGAGCUUACCCCUUUGAAGACCAAGAUGAUCCCAAGAACUUUAGAAAAACUAUUCAGCGGAUAAUGGCUGUUCAGUACAAAAUCCCAGACUAUGUUCAUGUAUCUCAGGAUUGCAGACAAUUACUCUCUCGGAUAUUCGUUGCCAGCCCAAUGAGAAGGAUUACCCUUAAAGAAAUCAAGAACCACCCCUGGUUUCUAAAGAACUUGCCUAGGGAACUAACCGAGGCGGCUCAAGUGGUGUUUUACCAGAGAGAAAGAGACAAUCCAAGCUUUUCUCUCCAAAGUGUGGAUCAGAUCAUGAAAAUUGUUGGGGAGGCAAGAACACCACCUCCGGUGUCCAGGCCUCUCCGGGGCUUCAGUUGGGGAGAAGAUGACGAAGACAUAGACGACGAUGAGAUUUUGGACGAGGAAGAUGAAGAUGACGAGUAUGACAAAAGGGUCAAAGAGGUUCAUGCCAGUGGAGAAUUCCAUAUAAUCUAAAGUGCUUAGUUUGUGUAUCAUCACCAUCGUAAUCCUUGUCUAGCUAUUAUGACUACACACUUUACAGUACUUAAUAGUUUCUUAGCAAAAUGUAGUAGUGGUAAUAAUAUCACUUAUUUAUUAUAUUAUAGUGUGUAUGUCUAUGAUUUUGGCAAACAAUAAUUGUCAUAAAUGUGUAACUCUGCACUACACUCACUUUCCUGUGCC
Humulus lupulus (European hop) is the source of this 1636-nucleotide messenger RNA. RefSeq names its product serine/threonine-protein kinase SAPK7-like. Bases 365 to 1429 code for a protein of 354 amino acids. NCBI's taxonomy places the organism in Eukaryota, Viridiplantae, Streptophyta, Magnoliopsida, Rosales, Cannabaceae. The transcript has 7 exons. Gene Ontology annotation, biological process: intracellular signal transduction; protein phosphorylation. Gene Ontology annotation, molecular function: protein serine/threonine kinase activity; ATP binding. The record is from RefSeq and is a predicted model, not a curated record.